GACUUUGAAUGAAGCGAGAAGAAGCCCUUUCUGGUUGAUUUUGGCAACUUCACCAUCUCACACUCUCCAACUCUCAACAAAACCUGCGACAAAAAAUUUCACAACUCUCUCUCUCUUUCUCUCUAUCUCUUUCUCGAGUCGCGUUUCUUCUUCUCGUUUCUUCAGCUUGGACUUGUUCACUUUCUCGAAGCUUUGCUCAUGGUUGGAGCAAUAACAAAGCCGAAGUGGCGAAUAAUCUGUUCAAUCUGACUCCCCAGAUCCGUGUUUCUGGCCUCUUAGGUUUGAGCAAUUGCUCCAUUAAUGGACUGCUGCUUUCAUACGGAUCAGGAUUUGCGAUUGCAGUGUUUUGCUGGUUACAUUGUUCAUCCAUUUGAAGUUUCGUAGUUUUUUUUUUCAAUUUGGAGAUCGAGUUCGUCGUUCUCAAGUGUCUUCUGUAUGGAGAGCUUUCGAGAGAGCUUGAGCUGAUUUUGGUAGUAAUAUAAAUUUUGGUAAACAGCAAUUCUUGCUGUGAUGGGUGGGCUUUGCUCGAGGAGCUCCUCUGUAAAUAACGCUCCUGGUGGUAGCUUUCAACAUGUUAAUGGUCACCUGAAUAAUGUGUCUUCUCCGGUGAAUUCCGAGACCGGUGAAGUAGGACACAAAGAUGCGACUGAUCCUUCUCCGGUGAGGGAAAAUGUGGAUAAGCCCUCAUCGGAAUCGUUUUCGUUUCCGAAUCUGAACAUUGGAUCUCAUCCUCAGAAUAUCGAGGACGGGAUUCCUCGGUUAUCGAGAGUUUUAUCUCAGAAAUCAAGAUCAACCAAGUCUAGGCAAGCUGCUGUGGCAAAGGUUUCGGAAGUAAGCUCUCUUUUGGGCAGGGCUGGUACUAUGGGAUUUGGUAAAGCUGUGGAUGUAUUGGACACACUUGGGAGUAGCAUGACGAAUCUGAACCUUAACGGGGGAUUUUCUUCUGCGACGGCUACAAAAGGGAACAAGAUCUCGAUUCUGUCUUUUGAAGUCGCUAACACCAUCGUUAAAGGCGCUAAUCUUCUGCAUUCUCUUUCGAGAGAUAACGUCACGCAUUUGAAAGAGGCGGUUUUGCCCUCAGAAGGUGUACAAAACCUGAUAUCGAAAGACAUGGAUGAGCUUUUGAGAAUAGCUGCUGCAGAUAAAAGGGAAGAGUUGAGGAUAUUUUCUGGAGAGGUGGUGCGUUUUGGGAAUCGUUGCAAGGAUCCUCAAUACCACAACCUUGAUCGCUUCUUUGACAGGUUGGGCUCUGAAUAUACACCCCAGAAACAUUUGAAACAGGAAGCAGAAACCAUAAUGCACCAGCUGAUGACAUUUGUUCAUUUCACAGCUGACUUGUAUCAUGAACUCCAUGCGCUGGAUAGGUUUGAGCAAGAUUACCAACGUAAGAUCCAGGAAGAAGAGAACCCAAGCACAACACAACGAGGUGUGGGAGAUACCCUUGCUAUCUUGAGAACUGAAUUAAAGAGUCAGAAAAAGCAUGUACGAAACUUAAAGAAAAAGUCUCUUUGGUCUAGGAUCUUGGAAGAGGUGAUGGAGAAACUCGUAGACGUUGUCCACUUCUUACAUUUGGAGAUUCACGAAGCCUUUGGUUGUGCGGAUCUUGAUAAGCCUGCAAAUGACCCGCCAGUCAAUCCUAAAAAGUUGGGCUCUGCUGGUCUUGCCUUACAUUACGCAAACAUCAUUACUCAAAUUGAUACUCUUGUGUCCCGGUCUAGCACUGUGCCUGCAAGCACAAGAGACGCUUUGUACCAAGGUUUACCCCCAAGCAUAAAAUCUGCUUUACGCUCCAGAAUACAGUCCUUCCAGGUCAAGGAAGAGCUCACUGUUCCUCAAAUAAAAGCCGAAAUGGAAAAAACGUUACAAUGGCUCGUUCCUGUUGCUACAAACACAACCAAGGCGCAUCACGGGUUUGGAUGGGUUGGAGAAUGGGCAAGUUCCGGAUCGGAGUCGAACCAGAGACCAGCAGGUCAGACCAUACUAAGGAUAGAUACGCUUCACCAUGCAGAUAAAGAAAAAACCGAGGCUUACAUAUUAGACCUUGUGGUGUGGCUUCAUCAUCUCGUUACCCAAGUGAGGGCCACUACCGGUUGUGGCCUAAGAUCUCCGGUUAAGUCUCCAAUGAGAUCACCUAACCAGAAAACCAUCCAACUCACCAGCGGUUCACACAACCCAAGCCUGGGUUCUCCGUUGUUGACUAUGGAGGAUCAAGAGAUGCUUAGAGACGUGAGCAAGAGAAGAAAAACGCCAGGAAUAAGCAAGAGCCAAGAGUUUCAAACGACACGGCUUUGUAAGCAUCACAGGCUGAGUAAAAGCAGUAGCCACUCGCCGAUGAUGGGAGAGAUGAUGAAGGGUAGUAAGAAGGAUGCUUUCUCGAUCAGAAGACCUUCUUCUUUUCCCAUCAUCGAUUUUGAUAUAGAUCGCAUGAAAGCUCUUGACGUGAUUGAUCGUGUGGACACGAUUCGGAGCUAGUAGUUAAACUACUUUCACACCAUCUGAGAGUUCAGAGUUGGGAUUUGAAUGGAUGGUAACAACAAUCAUUCCCCAAAAAUUGAUGAUAUGAAGAAUGUAGAUGCGGUUGAAACAAGCAGAGGUUUUUGUAACUUUGUACUAUUGUUUUUUGGUUUUGUGGAUGUAAUUUGGUUUGAUUUUGUAGUCAUUUCUUUUCUAUUGUGUUUUUCCUUUUUCUUUUUCUUUUCUUGUUGUAGUUGUAUUGUGUACAUACAAGUGACGUUACUGCAUAUGAUCAUUUGAAGAAUAAAUAAUAUAUAAAAAAAAAUUUUUUC
Eutrema salsugineum is the source of this 2786-nucleotide messenger RNA. RefSeq lists its product as uncharacterized. Bases 511 to 2472 code for a protein of 653 amino acids. Gene Ontology annotation, biological process: positive regulation of growth. NCBI's taxonomy places the organism in Eukaryota, Viridiplantae, Streptophyta, Magnoliopsida, Brassicales, Brassicaceae. The transcript is spliced from 13 exons. The record is from RefSeq and is a predicted model, not a curated record.